AUGGAGAGUGCAGAAGGCUGCAACGGCAAGGAUUUGCCAAACGGCCAGCUCAAUGGAACCGCAGAGGAGUCAGAGCAGGAUGCAAACUCCAUGGCGAAUGAAUUGCUUUACAAAGUGAAAAUCAAGACACUGGCAGGAAACCUUACUCAAGAACCGACACUCAAUGCCGGUGAUACGUUGUUGGAUGUGAGGCAUUUCUUGUCGGAGACUCUGGAAACCUGCUACUUCACACACUACCUGUUGAAACAUGACGGUGCCGAUGUUAAUGACUUUGUUGAGAUCAACACCUUGGCGACUCCAGAGCAGGAAGAGACUGCAAGGCAGUCUAAAGGCACCAAGGAGAUUGAAAUCUCAUUGCAAAUGGUGGAGGCCUGCUAUGAGGAACGUUCGGUGCGUGCUCACGUCAAGAAGCUGCGUGAGAUCCUUGCUCCGCCUAAAGUCACGCCCGGCAAUGCAGUGUACCAGCUGUUACCAACUCUGAACAGUGAAGGUCAGCUAGUUCUGUCCGCCUUGGACCAAGAAGCUGGUGAUCGGUUGGCUAAUGGUGAGAACGAAGACCGAGGGCCUCUUGAGACUUCUUCGUUGAGAGAACUCCUCGCGUAUGACUUUGGCAUGGACUUGUCCCUGAAAGAGUCGCGCUGUCUGAAAUCUAUUUCUCUGUCUGCUUUGAACCCUGUUCCUGGGUACAGAAAGGUGCAGGGUGACAUCGCCUAUUACGACGUGGUUCUUGCUGACGACCGUCGGGUUUGUGUCACAGCAUCUGUGAGGGGCUUCUUUGUGAAUAGGACAAUCUAUGGGGAAGCACUUAAUCCUCUGCACCAUGAGACUUACUCUCAGACGUCUUACACGCUGGUUGGUCUCCUUUGCCUUAUCUCGUCUGCUUUCAAGAGGAACUGGACUAAACUGAUUUCGAGCCGCCAAGCACGAGACCCCUUCGAAUCAUGGUCCUCACAAUCAACAUUCAUUAGUUGGGUUUCGACGAAAUCAGAGUGUUCACCAGAUCCCAGCAGACUUGAAGACUCCCUGGUCUCUGUCUACGGUUUGGAAGUUGGUGCGAGUGCUCGAGAUUGGAAUGAAGAGUAUCAAGGUGGGAAGGAACUUCCAAAGUCGAUGCGACGAGAAUAUUUCCUCCGCGAUCGUACCUUGUUUAAGACGACCUCGGAUUUCCUUGAAGCUGCUACUCGUGGUGCAAUCGCUGUGGUAGAGAACUGUGUUCCUUCGAUGAACCCCAUGGAUCCUAUCUCUGAACAAAUGUUCCAGUACAACAACAUAUUUUUUUCAUACGCAACGAUGUCCAAGGACAAGUCACAAGAUGCCUACUUCAGUGAGCAAGCUACGUACAUUUCAACAAACCAGGAUUUGAUUGGGAUUGCUCAAAUCAAUGCGCUUGAGACAGAUGGAUUGUUUACCUUGGCAACCGCCCUAAUCGAUUACAGGGGCUCUCGAGUUGUUGCACAAGUGAUUAUCCCGGGUAUUUUGCAAGGAGAGCAGAUCAAUUCAGUCCUGCACGGCUCUGUGGAAAAUGGCAAGAAGUAUCUCUGGACACCAGAAUCACACGAGAGUCUUCUGCAGAUUGCAAAAAAAAUGCAUAUGAAAGAAAGCAUGAUUGUAGAUGGAUCUGGUACAGAACACAAAGUUUGCUUUCCGGCUGAAUGCAAGAUGAUAAGUGGCGUCGAUGGAAGGAAGUACUUGUUGGAUCUGCUCCGAAUAAUGCCACCUGAUAUGAAUGUGAACGACCAUCGUGCUGAUUCUGCUUUUCUCCGCCCUGAACUUAUCAGGUCAUAUUCCAUUUCUAAAGUAAUCGCCAGUGUGAACCAGGCAGCUGAAAGUGAGAAGGAGCACAGUGAAGAAGAAGCCAAGAACCAUCUCGCCAAGAUAGCGUUCAAUGUAAACUUUGUUAGGAAUCCCGAGGAUCUGUCAGAGGAAUCCUGGCGUCCAGUCUGCGAUGACAGAGCAGCAGAUGAAGCUGAGCUUGUUGAGGCUGGCAAAUACCUUGUCGACACAGUGCUUCCUUCCCUUAUCAACCAAUUUAAGUUUCUGGAGCUUUCACCAGUUGAGGGAAAGCAGCUGAAGGAAGCCUUGCAUUCUCAUGGAGUCAACAUGCGCUAUCUCGGAUCUUUGCAUGAGCUUGCAGCCGAGAUUCCUUUUGUUCAAAUUCUAUGUGAAAGGGAGAUCAUCGCUCGUUGCUGCAAGUACAUUUUGAGGUCUGGCCUCCUUCGUACUGGUCCGAGUCAUUUGGCCUUCGUGUGCCAACGGUUUGGCAUUCAAUUACAGGCAAGGGAGUAUGAUUUCAAGGCCCCGCAACCAUUUGCUCAGGAGGACAUUCUUCAAUUGUUUCCUGUCACAAAGGGAGUUUCUCAUGAGUGCAAGGAGGCGCAGGAAUUGUUGUCAGCAGGGAAGAAGUUCCAGCGGAUUGGAAACCUGCACCGCGCGCUGGAGGCACUGCACGAGGCGCUCUACGUGCUGCACCAGACGUGUGGGCCAAUCCAUACGUCCAUCGCGUCGUGCUACUCGACAUUGGCUCUCGUACACCAGCAGAUCGGGGACUUCGCGAAUGCACUGUCGUAUCAGCAGAAAGCGAUUGUGAUCUGGGAGAUCGUCUCGGGUUGGGACGAUCCUGAGGUGGCCUUGGGUUACAGCAAUCUUGCUUUGUACUCGUACAAUGUCAAGCAGUACCGCAGGGCCUUGCAGUACAUGGGGCGUGCAGAAUAUCUGCUGCAGCUGCAGUGCGGUCAGAAUCAUCCUGACGUGGCUGGAAUCUACAUCAACACCGCGAUGAUCCACCUAGACUUGAAUCAUGUCAAGACAGCAUUGCGAUACUUGCACAAAGCUCUCAAGAUCAAUGAGACCAUGCUGGGUGAGCAACACCUUGCUACUGCCAACUCCUUCCAUGCCACUGCUGUGGCACUGGUAAGGAUGCAGGCGUUCCCGCUGGCUGUUAAGAACGAGAACAAGAAUUACGAGAUCCUGAAAGCCUACUACGGCGAAUCAGACCCACGCGUGAUGGAAUCAGCAAGACUUGUUGUGGAAUACACAGCGAAGGCAAAGUUGCAGGCUCAGAACAAGGCCGGGGCGGAGGAUGCGAAUGGGAAUGCAGCUGAAAAGCUGCGAGCUGUAGUGUUCUCACAGGGAGGCGUGCAGGCCGAUAAGGAUGCAAGCAAGGACGGAGGAGACGCUCCUGCUGUUGGACAGAAAUUUAAGAACACCACAAGACUCGGAAGAAACAAGAGAGAAAAUGAGAACGGGGCGAGGACAGUAGAGGUUUCGUGAGAUAUUCUUUGAGCUUAGCAAUGAACACACCACACUG
Guillardia theta CCMP2712 is the source of this 3307-nucleotide messenger RNA. RefSeq lists its product as hypothetical. Gene Ontology annotation, molecular function: protein binding. The record is from RefSeq and is a predicted model, not a curated record. Lineage: Eukaryota; Cryptophyceae; Pyrenomonadales; Geminigeraceae. Gene Ontology annotation, cellular component: cytoplasm. Gene Ontology annotation, biological process: organelle organization. The transcript has 4 exons. Bases 1 to 3270 code for a protein of 1089 amino acids.